AUGGGCAAACGAAAGCAAACGCGAAAGUUUGCUGUAAUGAAGAAAACACUAAAUUUAAAGGACACCAGGAUUAAAAAACUUGAUCGGGAAAAACUCAGGGAUUCUAAAAUUGCUGCCAAGGCAGCAACUCGGAUGGUGGUCAAAAACCGGAGUGAACUUGUUUCUUGUCUGAAGGACUCCUACAAUGAGGCUCUCGGUCCCCCUUACCACAUCCUUCUCGACACAAAUUAUGUGAAUUUUAGUAUCAAAAAUAGACUCGAUUUAUUCAACUCUAUAAUGGACUGUUUACUGGCAAAAUGCUUCCUAUACGUUACAGAUUGUGUGAUGGGAGAAAUUGAGAAAAUGCCUGAAAGAUAUCGGGUGGCAUUAAAAAUCCUUCGAGAUCCCCGAAUAGAGCGCUUGACCUGUCAGCACAAGGGAACUUACGCUGACGACUGUCUUGUCGAACGAUGUGCAGCCCGAUGUUACAUCGUUGCUACCUGUGAUCGUGACCUGCGACGUAGAAUUCGCAAGAUAACAGGAGUGCCCAUCAUGUAUAUUCACAACCAUCGGGUUACCAUUGAGAAGAUGCCUAUGGCUCUCGGUGCUCCUAAAAUAUAA
This is a messenger RNA of Mesocestoides corti, 600 nucleotides long. The record is from the annotation of a GenBank genome assembly. NCBI's taxonomy places the organism in Eukaryota, Metazoa, Platyhelminthes, Cestoda, Cyclophyllidea, Mesocestoididae.